This is a messenger RNA of Lemur catta (Ring-tailed lemur), 3180 nucleotides long. RefSeq names its product ubiquitin-like modifier-activating enzyme 1. Lineage: Eukaryota; Metazoa; Chordata; Mammalia; Primates; Lemuridae. The transcript has 25 exons. Gene Ontology annotation, molecular function: SUMO activating enzyme activity. Gene Ontology annotation, biological process: protein sumoylation. Gene Ontology annotation, cellular component: SUMO activating enzyme complex; cytoplasm. The record is from RefSeq and is a predicted model, not a curated record.
UGGAUGUCCAGGUCACUGUUGUCCAAGAAACGUCGUGUGUCUGGGCCUGACUCAAAGCUGGGUUCUAACUGCACCCCUACCUAGUCUGUGAUGUUCGAAGUGCCCUCGGGACCAACCUACGGAAUGGCCCAAAACAGCAGUGAAAUAUAUAUAGAUGAAGGUCUUUACUCUCGCCAGCUGUAUGUGCUGGGUCAUGAGGCAAUGAAGCAUCUCCAGGCAUCCAGUGUGCUCGUGUCAGGCCUGCAGGGCCUGGGUGUGGAGAUAGCCAAGAACAUCAUCCUUGGUGGGGUCAAGGCUGUCACCCUGCAUGACCAGGGCACGGCCCAGUGGGCUGACCUCUCCUCCCAGUUCUACCUACGGGAGGAGGAUAUUGGUAAAAACCGAGCUGAAGUAUCCCAGCCCCGCCUUGCUGAGCUCAACAGCUAUGUGCCUGUCAGCACCUACACUGGACCUCUGGUUGCGGAGUUUCUUAGUGCUUUCCAGGUCGUGGUCCUUACCAAUAGUCCCUUAGAGGACCAGCUGCAGGUGGGUGAGUUCUGUCAUAGCCGUGGAAUCAAGCUAGUGGUGGCAGACACUCGGGGCCUUUUUGGGCAACUGUUCUGUGACUUUGGAGAGGAAAUGAUUCUCGUAGAUGCCAAUGGGGAGCAGCCACUCAGUGCUAUGGUUGCUAUGGUCACCAAGGACAACCCUGGUGUUGUCAUCUGCCUGGAUGAGGCCCGACAUGGAUUUGAGAGCGGCGACUUUGUCUCCUUCACGGAAGUCCAGGGCAUGAGUGAACUCAAUGGCACCCAUCCCAUAGAGAUCAAAGUCUUAGAUCCCUACACCUUUAGUAUCUGUGAUACCUCCAGCUUCUCUGACUAUAUCUGUGGUGGCAUCGUUAGUCAGGUCAAAGUAUCUAAGAAGAUUAGUUUUAAAUCCUUACUGGCUUCACUGUCAGAACCAGACUUUGUGAUAACAGACUUUGCUAAGUAUUCUCGCCCUGCUCAGCUGCACAUUGGCUUCCAGGCCCUGCACCAGUUCUGUACUCAACAUAGCCGGCCACCUCGGCCCCACAAUGAGGAGGAUGCAACAGAACUGGUGGUCCUAGCACAGGCUGUGAAUGCUCAAUCCCUGCCAGCAGUGAAGCAAGAUAACCUGGAUGAGGACCUCAUCCGGAAGCUGGCAUACGUGGCUGCUGGGGAUCUGGCACCCAUAAAUGCCUUCAUUGGGGGUCUGGCUGCCCAGGAAGUCAUGAAGGCCUGCUCUGGAAAGUUUAUGCCCAUUAUGCAGUGGCUAUACUUUGAUGCCCUUGAAUGUCUACCUGAGGACAAAGUGGCCUUCAUGGAAGACAGGUGCCUUCCGCGCCAGAACCGUUACGAUGGGCAGGUGGCUGUAUUUGGCUCAGACCUACAGGAGAAGCUGGGCAAGCAGAAGUACUUCUUGGUGGGUGCAGGGGCCAUCGGCUGUGAGCUACUCAAGAACUUUGCGAUGAUUGGGCUAGGCUGUGGGGAUGGUGGGGAAAUCACAGUUACAGACAUGGACACCAUUGAGAAGUCCAAUCUGAACCGACAGUUUCUUUUCCGGCCCUGGGAUGUCACGAAAUCAAAGUCUGACACAGCUGCUGCAGCUGUGCGUCAGAUAAAUCCACGUAUCAACGUGGUGAGCCACUGGAACCGUGUGGGCGCUGACACAGAAUGUAUCUAUGAUGAUGACUUCUUCCAAAAUCUGGAUGGUGUGGCCAAUGCCCUGGACAACGUCAUUGCCCGCUUGUAUAUGGACUGCCGCUGCGUAUACUACCGUAAACCUCUGCUGGAGUCAGGCACACUGGGCACGAAGGGCAACGUGCAGGUGGUUAUUCCUUUCCUGACAGACUCUUACAGCUCCAGCCAGGACCCACCUGAGAAGUCCAUUCCCAUCUGCACAUUGAAGAACUUCCCAAAUGCUAUCGAGCACACCCUGCAGUGGGCUCGGGAUGAGUUUGAAGGCCUCUUCAAGCAGCCCGCAGAAAACGUCAACCAGUACCUCACAGACCCCAAGUUUGUGGAGCGGACACUGCGGCUGCCAGGUACCCAGCCAUGGGAGGUGGUGAAGGCCGUGCAGCGCAGCCUGGUGCUACAGCGACCAGAGAGCUGGGCUGACUGUGUGACCUGGGCUUUCUACCACUGGCACACCCAGUACACUGACAACAUCCGGCAGCUGCUGCACAACUUUCCCCCUCACCAGCUCACAAGCUCGGGAGUUCCAUUCUGGUCUAGGCCAAAACGCUGUCCACACCCACUCACCUUUGAUGUCAACAAUCCCCUGCAUCUCGACUAUGUGAUGGCUGCUGCCAACCUGUUUGCCCAGAUGUAUGGGCUGACAGGCUCUCAGGACCGAGCUGCUGUGUCCACACUACUGCAAUCUGUGCAGGUCCCUGAGUUCAUCCCGAAGUCUGGUGUCCAGAGCCGUGUUUCUGACCAGGAGCUGCAGAGCACUGGUGCCUCUGUUGAUGACACCCGCCUAGAAGAGCUCAAGGCCGUGCUUCCCAGUCCAGACAAACUCACUGGGUUCAAGAUGUAUCCCAUUGACUUUGAGAAGGAUGAUGACAGCAACUUCCAUAUGGAUUUCAUUAUGGCAGCAUCUAACCUCCGGGCAGAGAAUUAUGACAUUGCCCCUGCAGACCGCCAUAAGAGCAAGCUGAUUGCAGGGAAGAUCAUCCCAGCCAUUGUGACAACGACAGCAGCUGUAGUUGGCCUCACGUGUCUGGAGCUGUAUAAGGUGGUACAAGGACACCAACAGCUUGAGUCUUACAAGAACAGCUUCAUCAACUUGGCCCUGCCCUCCUUCAGCUUCUCUGAGCCACUUGCUCCACCCCAUCACGAGUACCAUGACCAAGAGUGGACAUUGUGGGAUCGCUUUGAUGUGCAGGGACUGCAACCUAAUGGGGAGGAGAUGACCCUCAAGCAGUUCCUAGACUACUUUAAAGCAGAGCACAAAUUGGAGAUCACCAUGCUGUCACAGGGUGUGUCUAUGCUGUAUUCCUUCUUCAUGCCAGCUACCAAACUUAAGGAACGUUUGGAUCAGCCGAUGACAGAGAUUGUGAGCCGUGUGUCAAGGAAGAAACUGGGCCGCCAUGUGCGGUCCCUUGUGCUUGAGCUGUGUUGCAAUGAUGAGAGUGGUGAAGACGUCGAGGUUCCUUAUGUACGAUACAUCAUCCGCUGA